GUUGUAAUUGCAAAUUUACGUUGGUUCAGCCAGUACUUGGUACUUUCCAAGUCGAAAGUUGUAUUGUAUCGCAAUCCAAAUCCAGACCUUAAUUUUAGGGUCUAAUUCUGACACUCCCUCUCAAGUCACGCCCUUCUGAAUCGUAUCAUUCUCAGCAAAUGUGUCCUCUCCGUCUUCUUCUCAUCUUCCUCUCCGCCUCUCUCGCCGGUUUCUUCGUCCUCAGAAACCUCAGAUCUCAACCCCACCAUGACCAUGAUCAUGGUAAUAGUGACGACGCUUCUUCUUCCACCCAAUCUUCUGAUUCUCCCAUUCCUAUAUUCUCCAAGGUUCGGGUAGCAAUCGAAUCUGGGUUCUGGACCUUCGUCGACAUGGCAAGCGGUCGUUAUCUCUGGAGCCAUCUCACCUCUACGUCUAAGUCAAAGCAGUCCACAUAAUUACUUUGUUCGUUUGUUUUCGUUAAUUCUGCGCAAUACUAAGUUUUCAGGUUUGCGUUUGGUUUGGCUUCGUCGUCUUAAUACUUAAUACUCCCACGAACAUUGCAUAUGGUUGUAAGCUUAUAGGUCAACUGAAAACUCUCUGUAUCAUACUUGUUAAUUGUUUGUUGGAGUGAAUGGUAAAAUCAUUACUGAAAUAGUUGUUGCCUAUAGUUGUCAAUAAUAUUCGGCUGUGAGAAAUUUGUUUUCUUUCAAUUUGUGAAGCAUAUGAUUUGCAGGAGAAAUGAAAAUUAGCAGAGGAACUUGAUUGGUACUAACACUUCAAGUAAUUUUACCUUCUUCGUUCGUUGUCA
This is a messenger RNA of Prosopis cineraria, 787 nucleotides long. RefSeq lists its product as uncharacterized. The record is from RefSeq and is a predicted model, not a curated record. The coding region runs from base 159 to 434 and encodes 91 amino acids. The transcript has 2 exons. NCBI's taxonomy places the organism in Eukaryota, Viridiplantae, Streptophyta, Magnoliopsida, Fabales, Fabaceae.